GCUCGCCUCCUCCACGCCGCCUGUUCUUUGUUACAGGCAGGAGCCUCCAGCUGCCGUGCGCGCUGUGGAGGGGGCGAGGCGGGUCCGAAGCAAAACCCGGCGGAGCCGCUCCCGGAUCCCCGGCCUGGCCCAGGCAGUCGGCCACCUCCCCAUGCGACGCGGAGCGGACGGGUUUGCCUGUUGCCAGCGCCGUCCCGGGCUGCUAAGGCUCCCUCCCGCCCCUGCUCUCCGCCCUCGACCCGCACCAGGCCUGGGAGGGGCUGCCUGUGCGCGAGAGCGAGCAUGGGAGCUGGCUGUGCAUUUCUGGAUCAGACCAAGGCAUUGUAGUCCAGUAUUGUGUUUGCAGCAAUGACUAACCAGAUGCCUCUGAACAGCUCACAAGCAGUGUGAAAAGGUUCUCCUCACUGUCAGUCACCCCAGAGCUCAUGAGCUUCACCUCAAAGAGGAAGAAGGAAUUUCCUACAUUUGAUUUCAGAAAUGGCAGAAGAUAGCAGUGAGGAGACCAUGUUUAUUUGGUGUGAGGACUGUAGUCAGUAUCAUGAUUCAGAAUGUCCAGAGCUGGGUCCGGUGGUGACAGUUAAAGAUUCCUUUGUGUUAAGUAGGGCAAGAUCAUCCCUUCCCUCCAACUUGGAGAUCAGACAACUCGAAGAUGGAAUUGAAGGCAUCUUUGCAGUAACACAGCUGGUCAAGCGUACACAGUUUGGCCCCUUUGAAUCCAAGAGAGUUGCCAAACUGGAAAAGGAAUCAGCAUUUCUCUUGAAGGUUUUCCAGAAGGAUGGGCCUCCGGUGUAUUUUGAUACCUCUAAUGAAGAUGAUUGCAAUUGGAUGAUGAUGGUGAGGCCAGCCAGCCAAUAUGAACACCAAAACCUGACUGCUUUCCAACAUGAUAAUGAAAUUUACUUCACCACUUCCCGGGACAUCCCACCAGGAACUGAACUAAGAGUGUGGUAUGCAGCUUUCUACGCCAAAAAAAUGGAAAAGCCGGUUCUAAAGCAGGUUACUAGUAUUGCCAAUGAUGUGUGUUUGGUUGUGAUGGAAUGUGAUCAAGAAGGAAACAAAAUUACUUCAAAGCCUCUUCAGACCAGCAACUUUUCUCACAAGAAAAUCAAGAAAUCCCGAUUUCCUGAAGCUGACCUUGCAGGGAACGCUCUAGAAAGUAGCAGCCCUCUUGAAGCAGAAUCCAGCCAAUGGACAUGUAAAGUAUGCUCGCUAUCUUUCCAAGAACCUCAGUUGCUGACAGAACAUCUGCUGAGUCACUUGGAGCAAGCCAAAGGAGCUCCACAGAGCAACCAAAGUGACACACUCUCAGAGAAGGCUGUGGAGGCGCCUCCUGACGAUCAGCCGAUAAUCUGCGAAAGUGCCAACACGAAUGCGGAUGUGAAGAGAAAAGCACGAAGAGGCAGGAAGCCAAAAAUGGUGAAAGCAGAUACUCCUCUUGUGAUUGUGGAUGAUAAAGACCCUUCUGUGGAGCAUGUUGCUGAAAUAAUAACUGAGAUCCCACCUGAUGAGGUAGCCCUUCCUUCUGCUGCAGAAGAAAGGAUCAUGGAGCUGGUUUUAGGGAAGCUGCCUAGUACUACAAACAGCAUGACUUCUCUAACAAAAUUUCCUCAUCAUCCAAACUCUCUGUCCCUCAAAAGAAGCUUAAUCCUUUCCAGUAGGCAUGGGAUACGGCGCAAGCUGAUCAAGCAACUUGGGGAACACAAGCGGGUAUAUCAGUGUAACAUCUGCAGUAAGAUGUUCCAAAACAGCAGCAACCUCAGCAGGCACAUCCGCUCUCAUGGUGACAAGUUGUUUAAAUGUGAGGAAUGUGCCAAACUUUUCAGUCGCAAAGAAAGCCUGAAGCAGCAUGUUUCAUACAAACACAGUCGGAAUGAGGUUGACAAUGAGUACAGGUACAGGUGUGCUACAUGCGAAAAAGCUUUUCGGAUAGAGAGUGCACUAGAAUUUCACAACUGUAGGACAGAUGACAAGACAUUUCAAUGUGAGAUGUGUUUCAGAUUCUUUUCUACAAAUAGUAACCUCUCAAAACACAAAAAGAAACACGGAGACAAGAAAUUUGCCUGUGAAAUCUGCAACAAGUUGUUCUACCGGAAGGAUGUCAUGUUGGAUCACCAGAGGCGACACCUGGAAGGAGUAAGGCGUGUUAAAAGAGAGGACUUUGAGCACAGCGCAGAGAAUAUGGUCCGCUACAAAAAGGAACCAUCUGGGUGCCCUGUGUGUGGAAAGAUAUUUUCAUGUCGGAGCAAUAUGAAUAAGCACCUCCUGACCCAUGGAGAUAAGAAAUACACCUGUGAGAUCUGUGGACGUAAAUUCUUCAGAGUAGAUGUCCUGAGAGAUCAUAUUCAUGUUCAUUUUAAGGAUAUAGCAAUAAUGGAUGACCAUCAGAGGGAAGAGUUCAUUGGCAAAAUUGGAAUAUCCUCAGAGGAAAACGAUGACAACUCUGAUGGAAGUGUGGAUUCUGAGCCUCACAAGUAUAGCUGCAAAAGGUGCCAGUUGACAUUUGGCCGAGGAAAAGAAUAUUUGAAACACAUCAUGGAAGUUCACAAAGAAAAGGGCUAUGGCUGUAGCAUCUGCAAUAGACGUUUUGCCUUGAAGGCAACUUACCAUGCACACAUGGUCAUUCAUCGGGAAAAUUUGCCAGACCCCAAUGUGCAGAAAUAUAUCCAUCCAUGUGAAAUCUGUGGAAGGAUUUUUAACAGCAUAGGGAAUUUAGAACGGCAUAAACUUAUUCAUACAGGAGUAAAAAGCCAUGCAUGUGAGCAAUGUGGUAAGUCAUUUGCAAGGAAGGAUAUGUUAAAAGAACACAUGAGGGUCCAUGACAAUAUCCGAGAAUACCUGUGUGCAGAAUGUGGUAAAGGCAUGAAAACAAAACAUGCAUUGCGCCACCAUAUGAAGCUUCAUAAAGGAAUAAAGGAGUAUGAAUGCACGGAAUGCCAUCGGAAAUUUGCACAGAAAGUCAACAUGCUUAAGCACUACAAAAGGCAUACAGCAGGAAUCAAGGAUUUCAUGUGCGAGCUCUGCGGGAAGACAUUUAGCGAGAGGAACACCAUGGAGACACACAAACUAAUUCACACAGUGGGAAAGCAGUGGACAUGCUCAGUGUGUGAUAAAAAGUAUGUCACGGAUUACAUGCUUCAGAAGCACAUUCAGCUGACUCAUGAUAAGGUAGAAGCUCAGAGUUGCCAACUCUGUGGGACGAAGGUUUCUACCAGAGCUUCAAUGAGUCGUCACAUGAGGCGAAAACACCCAGAGGUGCUUUCGGUUCGGAUUGAUGACUUAGAACAGCUCCCAAAGACCACUACUGUUGAUGCUUCUUCUAUAGGGAUUGUGCAGGCAGACCUAGCUUUGGAACAGGGAGAGUUGCCAGAGGGCAAGCAUAUGAAGGCUCAUAAACGUGGCCAUAAACGAAAGCAUAAGGCUGGUGAAGAGGAGGAAACCCAAGUGCCUGAGGAUUCUGCCUUCAGUGAAUAUACAGAAAAGGAAGUGGAAUUCACAGGGAAUGUGGGGGAUGAGACCAAUUCAGCUGUCCAAAGCAUUCAGCAGGUGGUGGUAACCCUUGGCGAUCCAAAUGUCACAGCCCCUUCUAGCUCUGUUGGCCUGAGCAAUAUUAGUGUCACUCCUAUUACUACAGCAGCUGGAACUCAAUUUACAAACCUGCAACCUGUGGCCGUUGGCCACCUUGCCGCUCCUGAACGCCAGUUACAACUAGACAAUUCCAUCCUCACAGUGACAUUUGACACAGUCACCGGUUCUGCCAUGCUGCAUGGUAACCGCCAAAACGAUAUCCAAAUACAGUCUCAGCCUGAGGCAACAAACCCUCAGUCAGUGGCCCAUUUUAUAAACCUGACGACUCUGGUGAACUCCAUCGCUCCAUUAGGGAGCCAAAUCUCCGAACAGCAUCCCUUGACAUGGAGGGCAGUGCCUCAAAGUGAUGUCCUGCAGACUCAGGCCCAGCCAACGCAACCACAGACAGGGCAGCAGCAGGUUCAAGCAGAACAGCAGCAGCAGCAAAUGUACAGCUACUAACUUGUACUUCAAAGAAGACUCCACUGUGGAUGGGCUUUUGUGAGCCCAUAGGACACUUAACAGAAUCAGUUGCUGGAUACCAAACAGGAGGAACAAAGAGCUUAUAGAAUGACUUGUAAGCUGAUAUUGGUCCAGCAGCUUGAAAUACAGUGGCCUUGAGAGCCUCAUACUCUAUAGAUACCACACUUUCCCAAACAAAGUAUGGGGUAGUACUAGUCCAUAAUGGUUGGUUGGGAGUAAUUAUGAGUCAUAUGCCUCACAAGAGAGAUGUGUUCUGCUUGACCAGUGUUGGGGAAACAUUAAACAGGAAAUAAAUACAACUACAUUGCUGAAAAAAUGUAGAACAAGGAGGUUUAUGUAUAGAUGUCACAGUAAGCCAGGAUUCAGUAGCCUGGCAGCAAGAUGCAAGAGCAUAAUUGAGCUAAAGAAAUGUCUUGCUUUCUCUUCCUUAGCCCAGUCCUGUAUGUAAUAGAACAUAUGGAAAAAUAAGUGGGUGGCAGUAGGGUGGGGAUAGUCUGUGAUGUGAAAUGUACCUCGUUUCAUGAAUCAUUUCCAUUAUCAUGAUGGAGAAACCCCUCUACCACUAAGGCUGCUUAGGGGUGUCGCCUCAAACAAGUAGCCAGUCUGUUGUUAGAGCAACAUUUAUGGUCUCCUAGGAAAAGUAAAAUUUUAAUUACUUGAAUCAAGCUUGUUGUAUGCUAAAGCCCUGAAGCGAUAAUAGAAUUAUUUACAGAACUGCUCUUUAAUUAAAUAUUGCAUUUAGCAAAGAAGCUUGAAGAGCAGUUUUCCCCAUUGAAAUUGAGUUUGCCCAUUGGCUGUGAAAUCAUCAGUCUUCUAUCAUGUGAUAAACAUCUGGGGAGGGGGGAGUCAUUUUUCCAUAAUACCUUUUGUGCUUCUCUCGAUGUUCUUGGUGGAUUUUUGCAAAUUAAGGGAAGUUUUCUAACUUGACUUCAUGUAUCUUUUCAUUCUUUUAUCUAUAAUAACUGAUACAUGGAUUCUGCUCAGAAAAAUGUAGCUCACAUACUGCCUGGGUGCAAGCAGUUGUGUCACAUCGAUUGUAGGUUUUGUUGACCACGAGGAGGCAGUCUUAACUAGUGCUAACGAAAAAUGCUUCUGUUGAGCACAAAAGGAAAAGGAAAACUAUAGAACUCUUGUGUCACCUUUCCAGACUGAAGUGGACAUAUCUGCACCCUAAUACAGUAAAGCUGCCAUUUAUAUUAAGUCCAAAUUCAGUCUAUACCUUCUAUAAAAUGACAGAGAUUGUGUCUUCAGAAAAUGCAGACAAAUAAGCCCAGCAUUUCCUAAAGGAAAAUGAAUAAAAGUUUCUCUUGCCUCUGCA
Hemicordylus capensis (graceful crag lizard) is the source of this 5365-nucleotide messenger RNA. RefSeq names its product PR/SET domain 15 (gene PRDM15). Gene Ontology annotation, molecular function: DNA-binding transcription factor activity; RNA polymerase II cis-regulatory region sequence-specific DNA binding; histone deacetylase binding. The transcript has 27 exons. Bases 478 to 4026 code for a protein of 1182 amino acids. Gene Ontology annotation, cellular component: cytoplasm; nucleus. The record is from RefSeq and is a predicted model, not a curated record. Lineage: Eukaryota; Metazoa; Chordata; Lepidosauria; Squamata; Cordylidae. Gene Ontology annotation, biological process: cell fate commitment; regulation of transcription by RNA polymerase II.